Messenger RNA from Penicillium diatomitis, 603 nucleotides. RefSeq names its product palmitoyltransferase YKT6. The transcript has 6 exons. Gene Ontology annotation, biological process: endoplasmic reticulum to Golgi vesicle-mediated transport. Gene Ontology annotation, cellular component: membrane; Golgi apparatus. The record is from RefSeq and is a predicted model, not a curated record. Lineage: Eukaryota; Fungi; Ascomycota; Eurotiomycetes; Eurotiales; Aspergillaceae. Bases 1 to 603 code for a protein of 200 amino acids. Gene Ontology annotation, molecular function: SNAP receptor activity.
AUGAAGAUUCUCUAUAUGGGAGUUCUCCGGAACGACUCCCAACCCGCUGUUCAACUUUGCGGAGAGAAAGAUCUGACUAGCUUCUCUCGUUUCACCCGUCAAAACUAUGAAGAGUUCAUGAUGCUCUUCACCAAGACGGUCGCCGAGCGGACAAAGCCCGGGCAACGUCAGGACAUUGAGGAGAAGUCGUAUACAUUCCACGCUUACGGUCGUACUGAGGGUGUUGCCGGUGUCAUCGUCACAGACGGAGAGUACCCUGCGCUCGUCGCGCACCAGCUUCUGUCCAAGAUCGUCGACGAGUUCCUCGCCAAACAUCCCCGCACAUCCUUCUCCGACCCGUCCCUCCGAGAGAAUGCCUGCCCUCUCCCCCAGUUGAAGGAAUACAUUGUGAAAUACCAGGACCCGAGCCAGGCCGACAGCAUCAUGAAGAUCCAGCAGGAGCUGGAUGAGACCAAGAUCGUUCUGCACAAAACGAUCGAGAGUGUGUUGGAACGCGGGGAGAAGAUUGACUCUUUGGUGGCCAAGAGUGACGGCCUGUCAGCCCAAAGUAAGAUGUUUUACACACAGGCCAAGAAACAGAACUCUUGCUGCAUUGUCAUGUAG